AUGGACCCCGCUGCCGCUGUUCCGGCAGCACGACCACGGCCGUUGCGAGCGGUGCCACGAGUGCGAGCACAGGCGGCGAGUGCGAUGCGACACGUGGGAGCACCGUGGGACGCAUGGAUGAUGCGCCUCAAAAAGAAGGGCGAAUAUUGUGUGGAUGUGCUGAAGGGUGACGCCUCAUUGGUGCGAACUCUUUGGGAGGACUAUGGCUUUUUGCGCGUGUACCUUUGUCCAACACGUGCCAAUGGAGUCAAUAGCUCUCAGCUGAAGAAGCACUUGCCCACCUUGAAGAACGUCAUUGUGGCCUUACCCCAGGUGGAGUUUGUCUUGCUGGUGACAAAGGAGACCAGAGCAUUGACCUUCAACUUAAUGAACGAAGUGCAGCCCAACCUGGCCUUCUUCUACUUCUCCGAGGAGGCGGAGAACGGUGCAACGGCGACCCCCGAGGCGUCGAACCCGCGCGGUGCGAAGGAUGCCCCGAAAGAUGCCCCGAAGAGUCGCCGGCCACCGCCCUGUCCUCAUCCGGGCAUCCACUGUGGGUAUGGCGGCGGUCUCACCAGUGAGAAUUUGACGGCGGAGCUCCGGCACAUCGCCAAGGCCACGCCCAACCGCACUGUUUGGGUCGACCUGGAAUCCGGCCUUCGCUCCAGAGGCGCUGGUCGCCCCGAUGAGUUCGACCUCGGCAAGGCAUGGGCCUGCAUUCGAGCCGUCUACGACUUGGAUCUUCCACGACCGCGGCCGACCUUUGCUUCGCGCUAG
Molecule: messenger RNA, 756 nt
Organism: Durusdinium trenchii
Lineage: Eukaryota; Dinophyceae; Suessiales; Symbiodiniaceae
Source: the annotation of a GenBank genome assembly